CCGGGGGGAUGUUAGCCCCGAGCCCGGCCGGGCUGCGGGCGCUGCGCGAGCUCCGACUCGGAGGCGCCGGGGCGAGCUGAACUUUGCUCCGUUUGGGUUGGUUCGUGGCCUCCUUUGGCAAGCGGAGCGCGGGGCCCCCGGGCUGAGCCGGCCCCGGGGAGGGGCAUGGCGUGCGGCGGGGGCAGCGGCGCCAGCCCGGGGCCCGCCAGCCCGGCACCGCUCUGGUACCACCGGGACCUGAGCCGAGCGGCGGCGGAGGAGCUGCUGGCCAGAGCCGGCCGAGACGGCAGCUUCUUGGUGCGGGACAGCGAGAGCGUCUCGGGCGCCUACGCCCUCUGCGUGCUGUUCCAGAAGCACGUCCACACCUACCGGAUCCUGCCAGAUGAGGAUGACUUCCUAGCGGUGCAGACGUCACAGGGAGUCCAGGUGAGGCGCUUCAAGACCCUGAACGAGCUGAUUGCGCUCUACCUGCAGUCCAACCAGGGCCUGGUCUGCACCCUGCUCUUCGCCGUCGAGCGGGAGAAGGAGAAGGAGAAUGCCGAGGACAGGGACUACUCAGAUGGGGAGGAUGAAAAGCCCCCGUUACCGCCGCGCUCCGGCUCCACCAGCUUCUCCCCCGCCAGCCUCGGGCCAGCCACACAGGACGGGGCCAUCGAGAGUGCCACCAACGGCCUCAGCACGGUCUCCCACGAGUACCUGAAGGGCAGCUACACCCUGGACCUGGAGGCUGUCAAAGCCGGGGCCAGCAGCCUGCCCCAUCUCAACAAGACCCUGGUCACCUCCUGCAAAAGGCUACACAGCGAGGUGGACAAGGUCCUGUCCGGGCUGGAGAUCCUCUCCAAGGUGUUUGACCAGCAGAGUUCGCCCGUGGUCUCCCGGAUCCUCCAGCAGACCGCUGGCCAGACGGGAGAGCAGGAGCUGGAGAGCCUGGUGCUGAAGCUGUCUGUCCUGAAGGACUUCCUGUCCGGCAUUGAGAAGAAGGCUCUGAAAGCUCUCCAGGACAUGAGCUCCACGGCCCAGCCUGCCCUGGCCCAGCCCUCCUUCCGCAAAGCCAAGAGCAUCCCCGUGCAAGCGUUCGAGGUGAAGCUGGACGUCACCUUGGGGGACCUCACCAAGAUCGGCAAGUCGCAGAAGUUCACGCUGAGUGUGGAUGUGGAGGGCGGGAAGCUGGUGGUGCUGAAGAAGCAGAAGGACUCCCAGGAGGACUGGAACACAUUCACCCACGACAAGAUCCGACAGCUGAUCAAGUCCCAGCGGGUGCAGAAUAAGCUGGGGAUCGUCUUCGAGAAGGAGAAGGAUAAAACUCAGCGGAAAGAUUUCGUCUUCGUCAGCGCCAGAAAGCGGGAGGCGUUCUGCCAGCUGCUGCAGCUGAUGAAAAACAAACAUUCCAAGCAGGACGAGCCCGACAUGAUCUCCGUCUUCAUCGGCACGUGGAACAUGGGAAGCGUGCCUCCCCCCAAGAGCAUCACGUCCUGGUUUACGUCGAAGGGCCUGGGGAAGACGCUGGAUGAGAUGACGGUCACCAUCCCCCAUGACAUCUACGUCUUUGGCACCCAGGAGAACUCGAUGGGGGACAAGGAGUGGGUCGACGUCCUCCGGGGCGUGCUGAAGGAGUUCACGGAGAUCGAGUACCGCCCGAUCGCGAUGCAGGCCUUGUGGAAUAUUAAGAUUGCCGUCCUGGUGAAACCGGAGCACGAGAACCGGAUCAGCCACGUCAGCACCUCGAGCGUGAAGACCGGGAUCGCCAACACGCUGGGCAAUAAAGGGGCCGUGGGAGUCUCCUUCAUGUUCAAUGGCACUUCUUUCGGCUUCGUGAAUUGCCACCUGACCUCAGGCAACGAGAAGACGGCCAGGCGGAACCAGAACUACCUGGACAUCCUGCGCUUGCUGUCCCUGGGUGACAAGCAGCUCAGCUCCUUCGACAUCUCGCUCCGCUUCACCCAUCUCUUCUGGUUCGGGGACCUCAACUACCGCCUGGACAUGGACAUCCAGGAGAUCCUCAACUACAUCAACCGCAAGGAGUUCGAGCCGCUGCUCAAGGUGGAUCAGCUCAACCUGGAGAAGGAGAAGCACAAGGUCUUCCUGCGAUUCGGCGAGGAGGAGAUCACCUUCCCCCCGACCUACCGCUAUGAGCGGGGCUCCCGCGACACCUACGUGUGGCACAAGCAGAAGCCCACCGGGGUCCGCACCAACGUCCCCUCCUGGUGUGACCGCAUCCUGUGGAAGUCGUACCCCGAGACCCACAUCAACUGCAACUCCUACGGCUGCACCGACGACAUCACGACCAGCGACCACUCCCCUGUCUUCGGAGCCUUCGAGGUCGGAGUGACAUCCCAGUUCGUCUCCAAGAAAGGGCUCUCCAAGGCCUCAGACCAGGCCUACAUUGAGUUUGAGAGCAUCGAAGCUAUUGUGAAGACGGCCAGCCGGACCAAGUUCUUUAUCGAGUUCUACUCCACCUGCCUGGAAGAGUUCAAGAAGAGCUGCGAGAACGACAUGCAGAGCAGCGACAACAUCAACUUCCUGAAGGUUCAGUGGUCCUCGAGGCAGCUGCCCACGCUGAAACCGAUUCUGUCCGAGAUCGAGUAUCUCCAGGACCAGCACCUGCUGCUCACGGUCAAGUCCGUCGAUGGCUACGAAUCCUACGGCGAGUGCGUGAUCGCCCUGAAGUCCAUGAUCGGCAGCACCACCCAGCAGUUCCUCACCUACCUGUCCCACCGCGGGGAGGAGACGGGCAACAUCCGGGGCUCCAUGAAGGUCCGGGUCCCAGCCGAGCGGAUGAGCACCCGGGAGAGGCUCUACGAGUGGAUCAGCAUCGACAAGGACGAAACAGGAGCUGCCAAGGGGAAGCUGCCGCUGGGGUCUCGGGCCAGCCAGGAGCACGCCAAAUCCGCCGGACGGAAGCCCCUGCCAGGGGAGACGGCAGCCUGCCCCCUCGGGAAGCUGUUUGACGAGCUGGAGAAGCCCAGCACCCUGCCUGCCGGCCGCCUGCCAGCCCCGCUCCGCGGCACCUCCAGGGAGGAGACCUCUCAGACCAGGUCCAAGCAGGACUCGGCCUCGGAGCCCGACAGCGGCCCCACGAAGAACAGCUUCAAUAACCCAGCCUACUACGUGCUGGAGGGGGUCCCGCAUCAGCUGCUGGCCGCAGAUCCCCCCACCCCCUCCAAGGGGCCGGCCCCCAAGAACAAAGUGCAGAUCACGGUGCCCGUGCAGCCGGAGCGGCGCCGCCAGCCGCUCCCGGGCCGGGGCGAGGAGAGCUCCUCCGACGAGGACACGGGCACCCUCAACCUGCCGCCCCCCGACUUCCCGCCCCCACCCCUGCCCAAGGCCGUGGACUUUGAGGUGGCCGAAAACCCUCUCUACGCCAGCGCCAAGGACCUGGGUGGGGCAGCUGGCCGGGAGGCGCCCGGCACUGCCAAGCCGUGGGCUGCCGUGGCCUUCAGCGACCCCUUGGAGUCCAAGCUGGCCCCACCCAAGCUACACCCCAGGCCUCCCCUCCCCCCUGGACCUGGCUUCCUGGUGGAGCCCCCCAGCGCCCCCCAGGCUCAGGGAGGCCUCCUGGACGAUCGCUCCUGCUCGGUGCUGCAGAUGGCCAAGACCCUGAGCGAGGUGGAUUAUCCGGGCAGCAAAGGGAGCAGCGGCCUGGGGCGGGAGCAGCAGGGCCGGCCGGCCCCCCAUCUGCCCAGCAAAGGGCGGCUGGACCUGCCCCCCAGGUGCAUGCACCCCGACUACAGCCGGCCCAUCACCUUCCCACCCCGCUCCAUCCGGGAGAGCAUCGAGGAGGACUUGGCUGAAGAGGCGCUGGGCCAGGGAGGGAGGAGCAGCUCCAGCCUGAGCGAGUGCAGCGUGGGCGAAUGGCUCCUGGCCCUCGGGCUGGAGAGGUACGAGGAGGGGCUGAUUCACAACGGCUGGGACGACCUGGAGUUCCUCAGUGACAUCACGGACGAGGACCUGGAGGAGGCUGGGGUGCUGGAUCCCAACCACAAGCGCCUCCUGCUGGAGAACCUGCUGAAGCUCAGGAAGUAGCAGGAAUCUGUGCCUCCCACGCCAGGGCCCGGGUGUGCCGCUCCGCGCUCGCUCCUGUUCGCAUCCCCCGUCCCCCUCCUGCCCCCUCCUACGUUGGGAUCUCGGGGGCUUUCACUGUGCCUGCACCCCCCUCCCCCUGGCGGGGAGGGAGGGGACUCGAGGCAGCCACGAGCUGCAUCCCCAUGGGGGGGGGCGAGGGCAGCACGUGGGACACUGGCUUAGUGCUGCGUCUGCAGGGGGGCACCCCAGAGAUGGGGCUGUGGGUGCGGAGUGGGGAGGAGCCGCCCCACGGUGACCCAGAUCCUACCUGUCCUCGCCUCCCGUGGCUUCCUGGAGGAAUCGGGCCUGAGCCAACCCAGAGUGAGGGGGCGAUGGGUGGGAGGGGGGCAGAGAGCCGCUCGUGGGCUGAGCAGUCCCACAGCUGGGGGGUUGGAAGUGGCCUAGGCCUGGGAGCAGGGCGCUCUGCUGCCUAAGUUAUUGCGUAUUUAUUGAACUAGGGGAAGAAAGUUUGUCUUGUUUCAUUGCCAGGCAGCCUGGGCUUGCUCGGGUUUAGGCCUCUCCUCCUCCUUUGCAGGGAGUUUCCCCUUCAGCCAAGCCAGGCCCUUUCCUGCCCCCCUGCAUCCCGCGGGCUCGCAGCGCUGUGGGCAGCGGCGGGCAGGGCCUCUCCCUCUUCCCAGGGCACAGGUGCCGCUGGGUUGCAGCGCUCCGGUCGCCAGGGAGCAACCAGGCUGAGCAAGGGGCUGGAGCGCUCCAUUGAGGGGGGCACACGAGCUGCCCAAGUGGGGACACGAGCCUGCAUCCGCCCGGAGGGUGGGGCAUCGGGGACAGGCGCUGACUAGGAGUUAGAGGCUGGAAUUAACCUGGGAGGCUUGGCCCGGAGCCGAGGAGGAAUUCCCUGCCAGUGCGCUGGAUCUUUCCCCAUGGGGGUCAUGACAAAACAGCCGCCCCCUGUCUCCCGCCAGGCGUCUCGGCAUCCUGGGAUACGUCCCAGCCCUGUGGUUAGCCAGGGAGGGCUGUCUGCUUCCGGAACGGUCUCUCCGCCCAGCGCCUCUGAGCCAGCGAAGAAUUGGAGCAGGCAGGGGCGUCUAGGCUCAGCGGGGGAGUAAAGACCCUCUCAGCCCUUCUCCUUGACUGUGGGAGCCGAUGGCAGGGGCAGUGGUCCCUCCACUCACUCCUGAGUCCUCCGCCCUCCUCUGGCCCCCAUUAUCUCCUCUCCUCCCCGGCUGUAGCGUAGUUACGCCUUAGGAGCCCGCUAAAGCACUCCUAGUGUAGACAGGGCCGACGGGCCACGCCCAGGGUCACGGGAAGUCUGUGGCGGAGCAGGAAUUAAACCCAGGUUGCCCCUGGCCCAGGCUUCUGCGCCACCCUCUGGCCAAUCUUCCCUGGCAUCCUUCCUGCCCAUCAGGCAUCCAGCCAGGCUCCAUGCACUGCCUCCUGCCGCCCUAUCUUCUAGCUGCUCCUCACCGGGCAUGGGGACCCCAGGGUCCUGCCUUCAUCUGCCACCGUCCAUGAGAGCAGGGGCAGCGUUUGUACCCGGCACUUUAUUCCCCCCCUCGGGGAAAGCGAGUCUGGGACCCCAGCUGCCUCCCUUCAAGCCAGGCAGGGCCAAAGUUCUAAUGCCAGGGACUGGGGCUCCGGACACCUGGGUUCUUUUCCCACUUCAGAGGCCAAGAUGCCCAAGGCCCCGUCCGACAGCUCCUCUGUGUGCUGGGGGAGAGGGAAACUGAGGCUAUUUCACUAAUGCCUCGAGAUUGUAACUGCAAAGGACAUCAUAGCUCCCCCAGUACCAUAAGCGGCUCCUUUGCCAAACCCAGCUGUGCCAGUUUCCUUCAGGGAGUGGCGCUCCGGCACCCAGAGCG
Messenger RNA from Mauremys reevesii (Reeves's turtle), 5882 nucleotides. It is a transcript of the gene INPPL1, whose product is annotated as inositol polyphosphate phosphatase like 1. Bases 166 to 4023 code for a protein of 1285 amino acids. The record is from RefSeq and is a predicted model, not a curated record. NCBI's taxonomy places the organism in Eukaryota, Metazoa, Chordata, Testudines, Geoemydidae. Gene Ontology annotation, molecular function: phosphatase activity; protein binding. The transcript has 28 exons. Gene Ontology annotation, biological process: phosphatidylinositol dephosphorylation.